GAGAGUGCAGCUCCGUCAUCCUCUUUGCAGAGAGAGAGAGAGAGAGAGAGAGCAGGAGGAGGGAGGGAGAGGGAGGAGUGUAAUCCAGCGACUGAGCGAAUGAGAGACGGGGAGAGUGGAGCAGCACAACAAUAGUGGGCUGCUCUUCUGGCUGUGGACUCACAGAGACAGAGCGAGCGCUCAGAGAGACACACUGACGCUCUGUGAAGCAGCUGCAGGAACAUUACAGCUGGCUUAUUAUACAGACACUUUUCUUUUCUUUUUUUACAGACACUUUUGUUUUUCACUGUCGCCGUCUGUGUGGGCGACCGGCCUUCACGAAAACCACAGAAUUUACUGAAUUCUGACGCCGGAGCAUUUUAGGAAUUCUUGUGGUCAUUGCAUGGGAUUUUUGGCUAUAGGUGGACUUGAGGAGUGUGUCAGCAGACAUUUUGGACUAGUUUUUUGUUGUAGUGUUCUCUGAGGGUCACUGCCUGGACACUGGAGCAGCUGUCCAGGUCAGAGUGGACUUGAACACAAGCAGGAGGUUUUUUUUUGUUACUUGGGAUUUUCACGCUCUCGGGCUCACCUUACACAGGAGGAGAACACCUCUGUGUGUUUUGUUUGGACUCUUUUUUUUUACAUUGUGUGGCGAAGCGGCUCGCUCCAUCCCUGAAGGAAGGAGCACCAGAACAUUUUUGUGUGUGUGUGUGUGUGGGGCAGAGUGUGUUCUGGGGGAUGCCUCUGGAUGUGGUGAUCGCCCCAGCGGAGGACUGUUUUUGGCCGGACCUGCAGGACACAGACAUGAGGCUGAAGAUCAGGGUCCGCCGGAUGAAGGAGGGGAGAGAGCUACGAGGAGGCUUUGCAGCUUUCUCCUCCUGUUUCCCCGGCCUGUGUGAAGGCAAACCUGCCACUGCUCUGCCUAUGAGCUUGUCCCAGCCCUGCUUGCCUGUGGCUAAUGUAGGGCCCACUCGUAUCCUGCCACACCUUUACCUGGGCUCACAGAAGGACGUCCUCAACAAGGAUCUGAUGGCCCAGAAUGGUAUCACCUAUGUGCUGAAUGCCAGCAACACCUGCCCCAAGCCAGACUUUAUCAGCGAGAGCCACUUUAUGCGCAUCCCAGUUAAUGACAACUACUGUGAGAAGUUGCUUCCCUGGCUGGACAAAACUAAUGAAUUCAUAGACAAAGCUAAGGUGUCAAACUGCAGAGUCAUUGUGCACUGCCUGGCUGGAAUCUCACGUUCAGCAACCAUCGCCAUUGCAUACAUCAUGAAGACAAUGGGCUUGUCAUCAGAUGAUGCCUACAGAUUUGUAAAGGAUCGAAGACCGUCCAUAUCCCCCAACUUCAACUUCCUCGGUCAGCUCCUGGAGUUUGAGAAGGGCCUGCGACUUCUGCAAGCUUUGACCUCUGAUGACAAGAUCUCUGACAGCAACACCAAGCAAAGCUCCGAGGUCAAUGGAGUCAACACAGGUUUCGAGAUGAACGGUCACCGCAGCAGCUAUGACUCAUCCGUGGCAGAGCCACACAUCCCAGCAGAGCCCAAGCUGCCAUCACCAACCUCCCUCCAGCAAGGCUUCAACGGCCUGCACCUCUCCGCGGAGAGAAUCAUGGACACUAACCGGCUUAAACGCUCCUUCUCCCUGGACAUUAAGUCAGUCUACUCCCCCAGCAGUCCAAACUGCCCCAGCAUGGCACCCACACACUCUGAAGACGUCCCCAAGCUGUGCAAGCUUGACAGCCCGGGAACAGGCACCUCCAAUGGUGUUUGCUCUCAGUCUCCCGUCCUAGACAGCCCCAGCUCCUCUGAUUCACCGUUCCCCUCGCCAGGCAGUGGGGGCAGCAUUGGAGGCUUGCGUGAAGGAGUCCAUCGGUCUGGUUCUUCCUCAUCCAGACCCAGGAGGAAACCCAAACACAGCUGCGGCAGCUCCCCGAUCCACUCCCACCCGCACCAACCUCCACAGUCCCUCAGCUUGUCGCUGGACAACAAGAGCCCCAGCCUGGAGGAGAACCUGAAGGGCUCCCUGCUCCUGUCACUACCCUCCCUGCCCACUGUGGGGUCUGGGGCCAUGUGGACCAAACACAGAGACACUGUCCAAGCUACCACUCCUGUCACUCCCGUCACCCCCACCACGGAUGCCCCCUGGCACUUUGGGGCGGAAGAGGGCGGUGAUGGAGGGAUGGAGCUGGGAGGAGGAGGGGUUGGACAGGAGGAGGAGUCAUCGGUGAGGUUUGGGAGCAGUUCUGCAUAUGUGGCAUUCGGCUGCAGCGAAGGUGUGCGGUUACGAGACAAAUCUCAGAGGGAGAAGCCCUCGGCGCCACAAACACAGAGAGACCACAGGGACUCCAUGUCGUCGUCCACGGUGAGCAACAGCGGGCCUGCGUCAGAGAAGCAGUUCAAGCGGCGCAGCUGUCAGAUGGAGUUCGAGGAGGGAAUCUCCGAGACUCGAUCACGGGAAGAACUGGGGAAGAUUGGUAAGCAGUCGAGCUUCUCUGGGAGCAUGGAGAUCAUCGAGGUAUCCUGACAGAUAAUGGACAUGACCAGAGCUGUCCUCUGAGGGCACAAAUGGACCUGGUUAGAGGGAGUACAAGAGGCGGACGGGGAGCAGAAAAUGCUUUUUUUUGUUUGUGCUCCCCUCAAAGACAGUGUUAAAGACUCCAAGUGAGAGAAGGACAAAUAGACACACAAACAAGAGAGUUAAUGUGAAAAUGUUAGCAAGCGGGCUAACAUUGGCACCAGGACAGACAGACCGAGCUUGUGAUGUGGUGCUUAGCAGACCAUAACCAUCCUGAACUCUCACACGGAUCUGAAGAAAAGUCUUGGGGGAAGGGUGGGGUACAGGGGGCGACUGUAGGUACUGAAACUCUUAAUUUUUUUCUGAGCUCUGUCACUGAUAAAAAGAAAAACGACCCAGGGCAAGUGUCAUGUUGCAUCCUUACUAUAUAGAAUAUCCCUAUUUUGACAGAGUUCGGACACAAACUGUUUGCCCGCGGUCAAAUGUAGUGUGCUUCAGUGGGUGUAUAGCCUUGUGAUUUGAACCAAGCCCUGUGUUUCCUACCCGAAGCUUCACCCCCGGUGUCAGAAAGCCUCAGAACCUCGCACGGCUACGUCCGCCCUCCCCUGCCCUAUCUGCCUUUCCCUUCCCUUCCCAUUGGCUCAUGCCUGCUACAGACUCUGCAUAACAACAACAUCAUCGACAAUAACAGACUCCUUUAACAGCACCGUCUCCUCUCACCAUCACCACAGCACAAGGCAGAGAGAUCCCAAGGACUUAAUCUAAUGGCGGUACUGUAUCCAAACAAUGAAGGAUCCUCAGCAUUUUGCAGCUGAAAAAAAACCCUGAAAAACUCUGAGUUGAAGACUCUUUAGCGACGGGCAGUGUUCCCCUCCCCCCUAAAGCACAGUGUGUCUUUCCUGACUUUGGCUCCCUUGUUUCCAGUGUUAACAGCGUGAUGGGACUGAGGUUUCGGGAUGGUGGCGAGGGUUCGCUUUAAACGACCCUUUUCGUCCUUUAUAGACCCCCUCAUCCCCCCGUCCCACUGCUCCCAGCCAACCACCUUAUGGUCACCACUGAGCAUGCACCAGAAAGGCUGACUACAGACAGACAAAUACUAUAUAUACAAUAUGAAUAUAUAUAGCAAUUUUAAUGGACUCCUAAUGGACUUCUUUUUGUUCAGUUAUAGUUUUAAUUUAUUGUAUUGGUUCAUUCUGGUAAUGAGAAAUAAUAUAAUGUUUUGUGGAUUUUAUUUCAUUUUUUUUCUUUUUGUUGAAUUAUUAUUAUUAUUAUUAUUAUUAUUAUUAUUAUUAUUUGCUGUAUGGUAUUUAUGAACACACACAAACAAAUACACACAUUCAACAAAAUCAAGCAAGCAAUAUGUGCUGUUCCUUCUUUUUUCUGGGGAGAGAGUGAUCUAUGACUUUUUGAAUGCACUUUUCUGCUUUCUGAUAACCGACUUCAGUUUCUCCUCACAGCCCGGCGACACGAUACUCCGAAUGCCAAAUCUUGAGAAUUGUGUGUACUAAUAUAGAGCCUCUGUGGGAUUUUUUUUUUUUUUUUUGCAUUUUGGACGAUGAUACAAACAUCCAAACUAGCGAGAGAUAUAAGAACAGGACCUCUUUUUUAGCUCAUCUGCAAGUCUGUUCAUGGAUUAUCACAAUCUAAGGUUCAAGUGUUAAAAAAAAGUUUGUUUUGUCUGAUUGAGGAAGGCAAAACAGACACACACACACACGCUCAGUGCGCUCAUAGACAGUAGAACAAUUUCUCGCCCGCUUCAUGAGGGCUUGCAUAACAACAACAAUAUGCAAACAGAUGCACACUCUUGCACAAGUCUGAAAUUUAUAGACUUGCACAGAGUUUCCUCUCCGAGCCAGCACCAGUCCAUCAACAUCAUCACGGCACACGUUCCACCAAAGCUGAAGCCAACACACACACACACACACACACAUACAUACACACACACCCUAUACUGUAUGCACUUACAUGUACUUUCACACAUUAAAGCAUAGGCCCUACACACACUCAAACACACACACCCUUUUGUUUAUUCUCAGGGGAUCUUUCAGUGAGCCAAGCCCAGCACAGGGUACACAGCUGCUGGUACAUCAGCACAAUGCAUGUCCGUAAAGCUCCCUCGCUUUUCUCUCGCUCAGUCUAUUUGUUUUGUUUUCUUAUUUCUUAUUUUCCAAAGCUUUGAUACAAACAGCAUAACACAACGGAAAGGAAAAAAAAAAAAGAAGAGGAUCUUCAUAUCUUGAGGUGACAGAAAUGAAAACUUUGCUCUCCUGGUGCGAGAUGGUUAUUUAUUUAUAAUGUAAAAUGUGUUUUUCUUUUUUUUUUCCUUUGACCCGUAAUUAGCUUCUUUUUUUUCUCUGGUGAUCUCUGACCUUUGACCUUUUGGGCUGCUGCAGCUACAGUAAGUUCAGAUAGAGUCCUAUGUUCCCCUCCGAGGCUCAAGCAACCUCCCCUCUCCUCGACCCUCCUCCCUAUAUUUUUAAGAAAAUGUUGUUAGAAUUAUUUAUGACAUGUAACAAAGAUGAUGCAGGCUGUCCCAUUUGCUAAAAUUGUUGUUAUCAAAUAUUAUUAUUAUUAUUAUUAUUAUUAUUAUUAUUAUCAUUAUGUUGUGUAAAUAGCAACGCAUCUAAGAACACUGAUGAAUCUAGAUGAGUUUUUAAAAGAAAAUCCUGAUACCUUAGGCUGCUUGACGCAAAAAUACCUCAGGUUCUAUUGAAAGGCUUUUCCUUCCCCUGUACAUGUUUUGUGAAAAUGAGACAAAAAUACAGACAUGACAAAAUACAA
Molecule: messenger RNA, 5274 nt
Organism: Acanthopagrus latus (yellowfin seabream)
Lineage: Eukaryota; Metazoa; Chordata; Actinopteri; Spariformes; Sparidae
Gene: dusp8a
Product: dual specificity phosphatase 8a
Exons: 5
Coding region: 718-2502 (594 amino acids)
Biological process (GO): protein dephosphorylation; negative regulation of MAPK cascade
Cellular component (GO): cytoplasm
Molecular function (GO): protein tyrosine/threonine phosphatase activity; MAP kinase tyrosine/serine/threonine phosphatase activity
Source: RefSeq, a predicted model, not a curated record